Messenger RNA from Hypomesus transpacificus, 4298 nucleotides. RefSeq names its product AT-rich interaction domain 5B (gene arid5b). Gene Ontology annotation, cellular component: nucleus. The record is from RefSeq and is a predicted model, not a curated record. The transcript is spliced from 10 exons. The coding region runs from base 54 to 3917 and encodes 1287 amino acids. Gene Ontology annotation, biological process: regulation of transcription by RNA polymerase II. Gene Ontology annotation, molecular function: transcription cis-regulatory region binding. Lineage: Eukaryota; Metazoa; Chordata; Actinopteri; Osmeriformes; Osmeridae.
CAAGCCAACAAGUUUGGAGAGAAUGUAGAGUUUAAUCAAUUCAGAACCUCGCGAUGGAGCCCAACUCACUCAUGUGGGUCGGCUCGCCUUGCGGUUCACACGGACCUUACAUUUUCUACAAGGCUUUUAGGUUUCACCUUCAUAGCAAACCAAGAAUAUUGUCCCUUGGCGACUUUUUCUUCGUGAGAUGUAAGCCAGGGGAUUCCAUUUGUGUAGCAGAACUCCAGCUGCUGUGGGAAGAAAGGACAACCAAACAACUUUUAUCCAGCUCCAAACUUUAUUUUCUCCCUGAAGAUACCCCCCAGGGGAGAACUGUCACCCACGGAGAGGAUGAGCUCAUCGCAGUGUCCGAGAAGGUGGUUGUGCGGUUGGAGGACCUGGUGAAAUGGACGGAGUGGGACUCGUCAGGAUGGACCAAGGGACUGAAAGCUGUGCCCCUCAAGCCCAGUACAGUACUCCGGGAGCAGGGCAAGAAUGGUCAGAGAGAGCCCCAUCUGCUUCGCUACCGAGAGUCGACGCUCAACAGUGGCCUGAACUUCAAAGAUGUUGUAAAGGAGAAGGCUGAACUUGGUGAGGGAGGGGACCAGAAGCGAGCUGUGGUUCUGAGCUACCCCCAGUACUGCCGGUAUCGCUCGGUCCUGGCCCGGCUCCGGGAACGUCCUCCGUCGCUGCUGACCCAGCAGGUGGUUCUGGCACUGGGCGGCAUUGCCUCGCUCACCAGCAACACGCACAUUCUGUACUGCAGGGAUACCUUCGAACAUCCCACACUGCUGGACAACGAGAGUGUCUGUGAUGAGUUUGCUCCAAACCUGAAGGGGCGGCCGCGGAAGAAGAAACCGUCAGUGUCACAGCGACGAGAGUCCCUGGGGCAGGGCACUGUGGUGGGCAAGGAGGCUGGCAGCACUGAGGGCAAGGCCUCCGUCAAGGUGAAGCCAGACAGUAAGACAGCAGCGCCAGCCAAGUCUAGGGCCGGCAGUAGCAGCAGCAGCAGUAGCAGCAGUAAGAGGGGCUCGUCCUCAGAGGAGAAGAACCAGGCCCUGGAGGGAGGGUCAGGAGACGAGUGUCGGGCUGAGGAGCAGGCCUUCCUGGUGGCUCUCUACAAAUAUAUGAAGGAGAGGAAGACCCCCAUCGAGAGGAUCCCUUACUUGGGCUUCAAACAGAUCAAUCUGUGGACCAUGUUUCAAGCUGCACAGAAACUGGGAGGGUACGAGCUGAUAACAGCGCGCCGACAGUGGAAACAGGUUUAUGAUGAGUUGGGUGGAAACCCAGGCAGCACCAGCGCAGCAACCUGCACUCGCAGACACUACGAGAGGCUGAUCCUGCCCUAUGAGAGGUUCACUAAAGGCGAGGAGGAUAAGCCCCUCCCACCGGCCAAGCCCCGCAAGCUGGAGGCGGGCCCCCAGGAAGGGGGCGUGGCCAAGACAAAGGCUGGGUCCACUGUGAAGCGGCCCAAGGAGGAACAAUCCCAGAAACCCAAGGGUGACAAAGAUGCAGCAGCCAUAGUCCUGGAGCCCUCAGUAUCGCAGGAUUCAGAGGACUCUGAGAAGUCCCAGGAGGAGGAGUCCCAGGUGAAGACAGAACCCCAGAUAGCCUCGCCUUCCCUGCAGGCCAGUGGCGAGGGGCGGGCCAGCGGCGAUGAAGACGAGGAGCUACAUCUGACAGUGAAGGAGGAGGUGACACACGAUGGGUGUGGCCAGGAAAAGGAUGUGCAAUGCCACUCGGCCCCAUGGGAUUCCGAUUCCCACCAGCCAGCUCUAUCAAUACCAGAGGACGAUGAUGUAUUUCCUGUUGUCACUCCUGAACCGGUCGACCACUCCCACCCAGCCAAGGACCUGUUGCAGAGAGAGCAGGCUGAGCUCGGAGGUUCCUGUACCCAGGGCAAGGGUGAUCAGGCUGGGCUGGAGGACCAGUGCCAUGUUGGUAUGGUCCUUCCCACCUUGAAGCAGAGACCCCACCAGCCCUCCACAGUUUCAGCACCAGAACCCCCCUCAGAGAGAGCUGAGCUUCCCCCCAGAGAGGACUCCUGUUCUAGCUACAGCCCACAUCUUUACCCCCACAGAGCCAACCCUGGCAUCAUGUCCCCACUGGCUAAGAAGAAGCUGCUGUCACAGGUCAGUGGGAGUGGACUGCCCAAUCACAAUCACUAUGCUUCUUACGGUCCGCCCCCACCGUUGAUCAGCAAAGCCUUGGCCAAUGGCAGCACAGAGGAGCCAGCUGGGCAGCCAGCCAUGGGCUCGGCGGCGGAUGUGGGGCUAAUUCAUCGUCCGUCAGUGAUCCAGCAUGCCCAGAGCUCCAAACCACGUGGGGGAGAGGAGAGGAGGGAGGGGCUGCAGAGAGACACAGUGGCAGCAGGCGAGACAUACCCCUGCAGUGAUCUACCCAAGCAUCACCCACACCCCUACCCUCACCCCCAGCCUCAACCUCACCCUUACCCUUACCCCCAUCCUCAGGCUCAGUCCCAGCCUCACUCCCACCACCACCUCCACCAUCCCUCAGCUGAACCCUACCUGUUGAGGGAGGAGGAGGACAGGGCUCCAGAGAUGCCCAGGCCAGGCCAGACCCCCAGCUUCCUCAGUGACUUCUACUCCUCUCCACACCUCCACAGCCUGUACAGGCAGACCGAGCACCACCUCACCCAGGGACAAGCACAGGGCCACGGGGAGAGGGAGAGGCUGGGUGAGCUGGGGAGGUACCGAGAGGCCUGCUUACCCAGAGAGUGUGAGACCACUCCUGGGUUCCCCCCAACCUCUCAGCCCCACCCCGACUCGACCUCUGCCGCUGUCUCCAUAGGUUAUGGUGCGCGCAUGAGUCAGCAGGACAAGAUGGUUCCCAGUAGCAACGGGGAGAAGACAACAGCGACAUCAGAGGACCAACCCACAGACCUCAGUCUCCCUAAAUUAUCACCUCACAAACAUUCUCGCGCCCAUUCCCACACACACACUGUCCCCCACCACCACCACCCACACCAGCAUCCCACAAUGCAUCAGGAGGUGAAGGCCCCCCUUCUAUUCCAGACCAGCAGUCCUCAGGGGUCUGGUGGGGAGUACCACCCCCGUGCAUGCAGGGUGCCCCCCAUGACCAUGACCCCCCCCACCCACACCCCCAGACAGGCACUGGCUGUAGACCCCAAUCCCAGGACCUCAGAGAGGGCCUCCAACGGUCGAGGGGGGGGGAGAGGAGGCGAGGACGCGAGUCUGGGCGGGGGCUACAAGGUGGACGUGCUGAGAGGGAGCAGUCGCUCCCCCAUCCUGAACGCCAAGGUCAGCCCUCACAACGUGUGCACCGCCCGGCCCCUCAAGAGGACGCUGGAGGAGCUGGAGAACCACGCCCCCGAGAGGAAGAUCCGAGCCGUCACGCCCAUGCACUCCUCCUCCUCCUCCUCCUACUCCUCAGCCAUACCUAAGGAUGUGCCCAGCACGCCCACUCCUCCGCUGAGAAAGGCUCGCUCUCCUGAGCUGGACAGUGACUUGAUGGUGCUGAAACCUGGCGAGCCCAUGCACACUCACGCCAACGUGCACAUCAGCGGCUUUCUAGAUGGACACAAGUUCCCGCUUCACUCCGCCCCCAUCUUCCCUGGACUUUACCCAGGGGCCUUUGUGUCCCAUGUCCAGGACAUGUGUGACGGCCUGGGCUCCCCCCUGCCCCACGGCUACCCCCCACACCCCUUGCAGUACUUGAAGAACCAAGCGGUGCUUUCCCCCAUAGUGCCGCCCUUCGCCAUCCAUUCCUUCAUGAUGCAGAGACAGCUAUUGGCGCAGGCAGCCACGAGUCCCGCCCACAUGUACCGCCACCCAAUGGGAGCUUCAUAUGGUGAGCUCCUGCAUCAUGGACUGUACCCCAUGUCUGCACUUGCCCCCCAACCAGCUUUCAACCCCCCCCAGCUCUCUUCAGUACAUCCCAGCACUAAACUCUCCUAAACAUCACCCUCGCUCAAAGACACUCAGUAACCCAGCUCAAGUCUACUAGUUCAGUCAUCCACGCUGUCUGUACCCCACACUAUAUUUCAUGAUUAUUCUACUCCGAUAGGCACACACUUAUUUCUCCCAGACAAGCAUAAAGUGACACACAAUUGUAAACAGAGACAGUGGAAGCCAAUGCUUGAUUCUGGGGACAAUCUUAGUUGAUUUGCCACUUAUGUUUACGAUUUGCACAUUUCUUUAUUUUUUACAGAGGUGAUUGUCUUUUGUUUUCAUAGCGCCAUGGUAGGCCUCAGAACGUUAGUACUGCCUGGCCUGGCCUGGCUUGGCUUGGCCUGGCCUGGCCUGGCCUGGCCUGGCCUGGCCUGGCCUGGCCUGGCC